AUGCUCCCCAUUUUGUCUGCUCUCGGCCGGCCAUGCGGCCCGCUUCUUCACCACUUGGCGCCCCGGCGCUUUGCGGCUCCGCGUCUUUCGCCCUCCCUGGCGUUUUCGCGUCACUUCUCUGCAUCCGCGCCGUCGUCUUCCGUGGCGAAAGCGUCUCAGAAGCCUGCUCCUGCGACCAAGGAUGGCCACGAGUCCCACCAUGACGCGAACAACUUCUACGGCAUUCCCGUUCACCACCACGGUGACCCCAGACACCACCUGAACCCUGACGGCACAAUGCGUCCCUUGACAACCGCAGAGACGUUCCACUGGGAACACGCAGAGGCGGACACGCCGCCGCAGCAGACCGUCUCCAUCAACGGCCAAAAGAUGGUCAAGGGAGUCGAGACCCGCGACUUCGUCGAGCUCUUCCUCAUCUACCAGAAAAACAUCCCCUUCUGGCCGAGGAUGCGCAUGAACGUCUGGGGAAACUACGACUUGCUCAUGAAGGCCGAAUUCCUUUUCUUCUGGACGCCCACCUUCAUCAUUUGGUCGCUCGCCAUCCCGGUGUUCACGCUGCUGUACAUGGCCGACGAGUCCGUGUACGCCGCCAUGACUGUGAAAGUGAUCGGCCGACAGUGGUAUUGGAUUUACGAAGUCGAGUCUCCUGUCGACGACGACGAGUGA
Besnoitia besnoiti is the source of this 666-nucleotide messenger RNA. Its product is annotated as putative cytochrome C oxidase subunit IIa. Lineage: Eukaryota; Apicomplexa; Conoidasida; Eucoccidiorida; Sarcocystidae. The record is from RefSeq and is a predicted model, not a curated record. The transcript has 3 exons. Bases 1 to 666 code for a protein of 221 amino acids. Gene Ontology annotation, molecular function: copper ion binding; cytochrome-c oxidase activity. Gene Ontology annotation, cellular component: membrane.